Molecule: messenger RNA, 3096 nt
Organism: Zingiber officinale
Lineage: Eukaryota; Viridiplantae; Streptophyta; Magnoliopsida; Zingiberales; Zingiberaceae
Product: lysine-specific demethylase JMJ706-like
Exons: 10
Coding region: 521-2914 (797 amino acids)
Biological process (GO): chromatin remodeling
Cellular component (GO): nucleus
Molecular function (GO): histone demethylase activity
Source: RefSeq, a predicted model, not a curated record
UCCAACAACUCGCUCUCCCCUCGUCUCUCCCGUUUCGGCGUUACUUUCCUCCUCGCUGUUACCGUUCCGUUUUACUUCUCCUCGUCUUCUCCGCUCGUUGGAAAUCUCCUCUUCUCCACCCUGCUUCCCUCACCGGCCGAAGACGGUCGGCGCCGUGGCCUUCCUCCUUCACACUGUUUCCUGGCUGGAGGGCGCUAUUCCGCCACGUGACGUCCUACUCCGGCCGGCGGUACCCACAGGGACGGCAGAUUCGGAUCUCUCUGAUAUUCGGACCUGGUGGGAGGGUAAUGUGGGAUCUCUGAUUCCCGCACCACUGGCGGAGGCUUCAUCGGAUGCCCUCUCGAUUCCAGAGGCGGAUGGUGGAGGAGGGGUCGUGACGAAUCCGCGAUCGGUUUCAUAUGGUGGAAGGAAGGUCUUGCAUAUCUAGGGAAGUUAAAAUGGGUUAGAAUUGUUGAAACUCAAAAAGCUCCAACUGAAAUAGUCUGGAUUUGUGCCUUCUGCUAUUAAUUCAGCCACUUUUAUGUCCGAAAUUAGAGAAAAUACUUUAAGAACUUCAGCGCCAUGUGGUACUAGGAUGCUCAGGAAUGCUGAUACUGAUGCAUUUUCAGAUGUUAGUGGUUCUAUCAAGGAUGCCUUUUGCAAGAAUCCAGCGAAGAAAUUUUGCAUGUCCAACCUAGAAUGGAUUGAAAAGAUUCCAGAAUGUCCUAUAUUUCACCCCUCAAGGGAGGAGUUCAAGGACCCAUUAGAUUAUCUUCAACAGAUUGCUCCUGUUGCAUCAAGAUACGGUAUAUGUAAGAUCAUUUCCCCUAUUAGUGCUUCUGUUUCUGCUGGUGCUGUCUUAAUGAAGGAGCAAAUUGGGUUUAAGUUUACUACCAGAGUGCAGCCUCUACAUCUUGCUGAGUGGGUUGUAGAUGACAAGGCCACAUUUUUCAUGAGCGGAAGAAAGUAUACAUUUCGGGAGUUCGAAACGAUGGCAAACAAGUAUUUUUCUCAAAGAUAUUAUAGUUCUGGAUGUCUCCCAACUAAGUUUCUGGAAGAACAAUUCUGGCAUAAAUUUGCAUUUGGCCAGACAGAGUUAGUUGAGUAUGCUUGUGAUAUUGAUGGAAGUGCUUUCUCAUCUUCUCCUAGAGAUCAACUUGGACAAAGUAAUUGGAAUCUUAAGAGAUUUUCUCGUCUAUCGAAGUCUGUACUACGGCAUCUGCAAUAUGCAAUUCCAGUAAGUACCCCUUUUGCAACCAGUGUUUCCAUAUGCUUUUUGUCUUCAUCACUAUUUUGUGGUUUGCUGAAGGGAGUAACAGAUCCAAUGCUUUACAUCGGGAUGGUCUUUAGUAUGUUUGCUUGGCAUGUUGAAGAUCAUUAUCUAUAUAGCAUUAAUUAUCAUCAUUGUGGAGCUUCCAAGACAUGGUAUGGAAUCCCAGGUCACUCUGCUCCAGACUUUGAAAAGGUGGCCCGGAGUCACAUUUAUAACUCUGACAUUUUGCAAGCUGAUGGAGAAGAUGCAGCUUUUGAGGUUCUUUUAGGGAAGACCACGAUGUUCCCUCCAAAUAUUUUGUUAGAACAUGAUGUUCCCGUUUAUAAAGCCAUACAAAGACCAGGAGAAUUCAUUGUCACCUUUCCUCGAGCUUAUCAUGCAGGUUUCAGCCAUGGAUUCAAUUGUGGCGAGGCUGUAAAUUUUGCUAUUGGUGAUUGGUUUCCAUUAGGUGCUGUGGCUAGCCAACGAUAUGCAGUUCUUAACAGGAUUCCAUUACUUCCGCAUGAGGAACUCCUCUGUAGGGAAGCAGUGCUGCUUUCUAAAAGUCGUCAGCUUUCAAGAGAAGAUCUGAACUCGCAAAAAUGCAUCAAAUUAUCAUUUGUGUCCUUAAUACGCUUCCAUCACUUUGCUCGUUGGUCCCUUAUGAAAUUGGGUGCCCGUGCAUGCAAUAAUAGAGAGACUGUACUAUGUAGCAUUUGCAGACGUGACUGUUAUGUUUCUCAUGUUAAGUGCUAUUGCAUCAUCGAUCCAAUCUGUUUGCACCAUGAGAAAGAGCUUGAAAGCUGCAAUUGUGGUGUUUCUCGUUUAAUAUAUCUGAGGGAGGACAUUGUGGAAUUGGAGUCUUUAUCAUGGACAUUUGAACAUGAGGAUGAUUUAAGAGAGGAAGUGCACCAGCUGAUUCAAAAGAGUGGCAACUUUGGUAUAUGGUCAAAGUCAUUUUACAAUGCUGAAGAUGUUUAUGUUCCAUAUUGUGAGAUAAAUUUCGAGGCAAUAUCUGAAGCUAGUUGUAACAAGCAUGAAACAGUAGGAUCUAUUUUGUUUCCUAGAUCAGUGACAUCAUCGGUGGAGUUAAAACAAUGUUUAUUGCAUAAUCAUGACAUAAAAACUAAUACAGGACUAUCAUUGUGCACCAAGUUACCUGGUUCAUGUCAAUCUGCCAUGCGAAACCCAAAUAGAACUUUAAUUUCUUGUCAAGCUGGUAACAAAACUUCAGUUAGGCAAGAGAGUGAUGAUUCUGAUGCCGAAAUCUUCAUAAUCAAACGAAGAUCUACAGUCCAAAAAGAUAUAACAUCUGAGGGUAAUGUUGAUUCAAGCCACGCUGAAUAUCAGGGGCUAAAACGGUUAAAGAAGCUCCGUGAAGAAGGUAGGCAGCCAUCUCCAGCAUUAUCACAAUUUAGACAAUGUGAAAAGAAGCUUGAAGCUGCUAUCAGCAGGACUUGUAUACCAUUGCUUUCAAGAAACGGACAGGAAUCUUCUGGCGAAAAGCUUGUCAUACUUAAACAUCAUAACAAAGUUGUUGACACACCAGGCCAUUCAAACAGGAUUUCACCACUAUCUAAUGAACUUGGGCAAAAGCGUUUAAUGUCAAAGGGCAUUUUUUAUCCUAUUGAAGCAGAUAAGCCGAGGGAUUCAUCCUGUAAAUUACCAUUUCCAGGAAGCUAAUACGCUACUCGACGCACCAAUGCUAACUUCUGAUUUUGACUGGGCUCUAACAGCUGAGGAAAUGACUCGGCCAACAGAUUGGCAGCUAUUUUCCAUGUUCAGGAGGUGAUUUGGAAAGGAUGCCCGUAAUCGAUUCUUUGUGCAAGCCUCAAAUGAGACGCUGACACGAUUUGAUUCUCAAA